Molecule: messenger RNA, 1367 nt
Organism: Pyricularia grisea
Lineage: Eukaryota; Fungi; Ascomycota; Sordariomycetes; Magnaporthales; Pyriculariaceae
Exons: 2
Coding region: 1-1116 (371 amino acids)
Molecular function (GO): oxidoreductase activity
Source: RefSeq, a predicted model, not a curated record
AUGUCUUCCAUAACUGUCACCCCGCUCGCCUUUCCGGAGGCUUCUGCUGUCAACUUUGGGGCCACAGUUGCAAAUGUUAAUAUUGAACAUAUUACGGAUACCGAUUUCGACGUGAUUCGCGAGGCUCUCUUCGCCCACCAGAUUCUCGUCUUCAAGAAUCAAGGCCACGUCUCGCCCAAGGCCCAGUACGAGUUGACCCGGCGCUUCGAUCCCGCUGCAGUCUCGUACGGCCAUGGCCAAAGCCUUGACAGCGCGCGGAGUAUUCUUCAUCCCGACCUCAAGACCAUACCGCACCAGCCACAGGUCCAGGUCAUCGGCAACGGCCGGGUUGCCGAGUACGAGGGCCUGCGCGACAUCCAACUGCGACACCCGCACCAUCGGACGUUCCACGCCACCCACGUCUCGCCAGAGGACGACCACGACUUCACGCGCUUCUACCGCUGGCACAUUGACGCGGCGCUGUAUGGCCUUGCGCCCCCGAUCGUCACCACCCUCCUCGCUGUGAGGGUGCCAGGGGGGCGACGCCAGGUCUGCCGCUACGACGACGGUUCCAACGACCAGCUCCAAGUGCCGCUCGGAACUACCGCCUUUGUCAGCGGCGAGAGCAUGUAUGACAACCUGUCCGAGGCGGAUAAAGACUUCGUGCGCACCACCAGGGUGGAAUACGCCCCGCAUCCAUACAUCUGGAUGUCGCCGGCCAAGUCGCGGCCCGACGGCCUCGGUCUCGAGUCCCAGGGGCUGGAGCUGCCCUUCAACGACCUGCCGCCCGUGGAGCAGGACAAGAUCCAAAUCCUCCCCAUGUGCUGGCGCAACCCCGUCACCGGGAACUUGGCGCUCCAGGUCCAUCCUUCUGCGGUGUAUAAGCUCCACCUAGCCGAUGGCACCGUGAUGGACGACCUCGCCAAGGUUCGCGAGACUGUCCAUCGCCUCCAGCGACCUGGGAUCGCACCAAGGAUGGUUUAUGCCCACGACUGGGAGGAAGGCGAUCUUGUCCUCUUUCAUAACAGGGGGCUUUUGCACUCGGUAGUGGGGGCCUUUGCAGAGGAUGAAGUGAGGCUGUUUCGACAGUGCAACGUUGCCGCCACUCACUUCCCCGAAGGACCUAUCGACCACUGACGGACAACGUCCCUUUGGCCAACUGUCAGAUAUGUGUGAGGACCCAAGUUCCUUGCUAAGUUUUAAAUAAAGAAAGAAUUUUCUCCAGGAAUCAAAAUAUAAUUUUAUAAAAAAGAAAAAGAGAAAAAGAAAAUCUUUGAUACCAGUUCCCACUCGCCGCAACCCGUGCGAAUUGCUCUGAAAUGUAUGUCAUGUGGGCGCCGCUUAAUGCUAGAAGCCAUAUGCAAACGAUAGGCAGCGAUCAACCUUUG